Messenger RNA from Fopius arisanus, 2065 nucleotides. It is a transcript of the gene Alp12, whose product is annotated as Alkaline phosphatase 12. The transcript is spliced from 8 exons. The record is from RefSeq and is a predicted model, not a curated record. Gene Ontology annotation, molecular function: alkaline phosphatase activity. The coding region runs from base 162 to 1712 and encodes 516 amino acids. Lineage: Eukaryota; Metazoa; Arthropoda; Insecta; Hymenoptera; Braconidae. Gene Ontology annotation, biological process: dephosphorylation.
GAAUAUUUCGAGUCAUCGUGGUAAUCUCUGAAAAGCUGGCUCAUCACCUGUUAUCAUAACCGAUGAUAAUGAGUGAUUCAAUUCCUUAUCAUUACAUAAUGCUGACGCAAUCAGUCCGUCGUGAGAAUAACUGUUAGUCGGUGGCAGUAAAUCACGGCAUCAUGUGGAAAAUUUUUCUCCUAAUCCUGAAUUUUCACGCGAUUUUUGCAUUGGAAGAUGCAAAAUUCUGGAGGAACGCAGCGUCGGGGGAGAUAAAGGAGGCGCUAUCUCACAAAUGGAACAAGAAAAUCGCUAAAAAUGUUAUCAUCUUUGUGGGCGAUGGCAUGAGCAUUGAUACCAUCACAGCUAGCAGAAUUUAUCAUAGGGGCGAGACGAGUUAUCUCGCGUGGGAAAAAUUACCCCACGUGGGUCUCAUCAAGACGUACAAUACCAACAAGCAAGUGCCUGAUUCAGCAUCGACCGCGACAGCGCUGUUUACCGGUGUUAAGACAAAUUAUCAGGUGGUGGGGGUCGACAGCAAUGUCAAACUUAAUGAUUGCGAAGCGAGUUUGAAUGAUGAUUACCGUCUAACUUCGAUAAUAGAUUGGGCCCAAAACGCUGGCAAAGCUACAGGCUUCGUUACAACAACGAGAGUCACUCACGCGACACCCGCUCCUCUCUACGCCCACUGUCCAAACCGGAAAUGGGAGUGCGAACGGGAAGUGCCGAAAUCAUCGAGCGAGUGCAAAGACAUUGCACGUCAGCUGAUCGAGGACUCUCCAGGGAGGGACAUCAGAGUGAUAAUGGGCGGUGGGAGGCAGAUGCUGAAGUCCAAUGCAACAGCCACCAAAUGGGAUCCCAUAGACAAGUGGGCCUGCUACAGCUCAGACGGAAGGGAUCUCCUGUCUCUCUGGAAGGCUGAUAAGGAUUCAAGAGGACUUCGGUACACGUUAGUUCAGAAUAACAACGAGCUGAGGAAUGUGGAUCCCGAUGAGAUUGAUUAUCUCAUGGGCAUUUUUGCAAACGGUCACAUCAGUAUGGAUUGGAACAGGAAUACGGGGCCUAAUGGCCAGCCCAGUCUCGAGGAGAUGACGUCCAUGGCCAUCAAAGUAUUGAAAAAGGAGAAGAAUGGCUUCUUACUUGUGGUGGAGGGUGGCCUCAUCGACUUCGCCCAUCAUCGAGGACAUGCCGCUCAGGCACUCAGGGAGACCGUCAGGCUAUCCGAUGCCGUUAAUUCCACUCUGCAGAUGGUUGAUCUCAAGGACACUCUGGUAAUUAUUACAAGCGAUCAUUCGCAUUCUCUGAUGUUCAAUGGUUACAGCGAUAGAGGGUCGUCUAUUCUAGGCUUAUCACAAAAAUCAAAGACGGAUCAGAUUCCGUACACGAUAUUAACGUACGGCACUGGUGGCCCUAACAAUAUGGCUUACGAAGUGAAGAAUGGGAAAGCCUCGAGAAUUGAUCCGAGAAAAUUCAACACCAGUGACUUCACUUAUAGCCAACAAGCGGCUGUUAUCACUGAUGAGGCUUAUCACGGGGGUGGGGACGUACCGAUUUAUGCAAUAGGACCAUUCGCCCAUUUGUUUCAUUCAACUCACGAGCAGAACUACGUCGCACACGUGAUCGGAUAUGCAGCUAAGAUAGGUCCGUACUCUAAUGAGUCAUCCUUCUCCAGAGAAAGUUCGAUCGUAGUGAUAGCGCUGAUCGCAGUAUUCAUAUCAGUAUUAUCGUUGUGAUAUCGAUGAGACUAAUCUCAAUCUUCUCGAUAAAACACUCAAUGAAGUCGUAAGUCCUUUUAAUCGUAAAUCAUUCUGUAAUAUUAAUCAGGGGAAGGGUUCAGUAUUUUUGGAAAUCGCAAAUGUAGACUGCAAUCGAUCAAUAAAGGAGUCAUGAAUUAAUUAAUUAAAUGUAUUUCAAUCACUUCCGCGUGCCUCUUAUAUAUACAAAAAAAAAAUUUCCACAGUACACAGUAAUAUUUAAUAUUCAGUCUUAUUGCUGCAUAUUCAACAUUCAUAUCAUUUGAAUUCGUAGAUUUAUGUAUCAAUCCCUCACUUUGAGCUGACGAGAUGAAAAAACACGUUGAUAAUGA